This is a messenger RNA of Didymosphaeria variabile, 1110 nucleotides long. RefSeq lists its product as uncharacterized. The record is from RefSeq and is a predicted model, not a curated record. Gene Ontology annotation, cellular component: mitochondrion. Gene Ontology annotation, biological process: pyrimidine nucleotide import into mitochondrion. Gene Ontology annotation, molecular function: pyrimidine nucleotide transmembrane transporter activity. Bases 1 to 1110 code for a protein of 369 amino acids. The transcript is spliced from 2 exons. NCBI's taxonomy places the organism in Eukaryota, Fungi, Ascomycota, Dothideomycetes, Pleosporales, Didymosphaeriaceae.
AUGCACGAUCAAAACUGGAGCUCACCCUACUCUAGCUUGGCUCUCAAGUGCGCUGCCCUGCCCAACUCCUCGGUGAAUGCAGCCUGUGGUGCUGUCGCCGGUAUUGCUUCUGGCAUCGUAACCUGCCCGCUCGACGUCAUAAAAACUCGCCUGCAAGCCCAGGGUUCCUGGCGCCCACGACACCACGGCAAGGCCACGCGCAUCGUAUACCAGGGUCUGUUAGGCACUGCGCGAGUCAUCUGGACUCAGGAUGGCAUUCGGGGCAUGUACAGAGGGCUCGGGCCGAUGCUGCUCGGUUAUGUGCCCACCUGGGCCGUUUAUAUGAGCGUGUACGACUGGUCAAAGGACUUCUUCUAUACGCGAAUAGAGAACAAAUGGCUUUCACGAGUAUCAGCUUCGGUUGCCGCCGGUGCAUGUUCGACGCUAGCGACAAACCCUAUUUGGGUCAUCAAGACGAGGUUGAUGUCCCAAGUGAGUGCGCGCGCCUCUGACGAACAUCGCCCGCCAUGGCACUACAGGAACACGCUCGAUGCCUUCCGCAAAAUGUACGCCAACGAAGGCAUGCGAGCAUUCUACUCGGGCCUAACACCCGCGUUACUUGGUCUCACUCACGUCGCCAUUCAAUUUCCGCUGUAUGAGUUCUUCAAGAUGAAGUUCACUGGUCUGGAGAUGGGUCAAACGACCUCGUCCGACAACGACAUGCAUUGGUCGGGUAUACUAGGAGCAACGAUCCUAAGCAAAAUCUGCGCAACCUCUGCGACAUAUCCCCAUGAGGUUCUUCGCACCAGAUUGCAGACACAACAGCGUACGAUUCCCUCCGCCUCACACGAGGAUGUAGCCUUCCGAGGAAGUCACCAAGAAGCUCGAUACCUAACAAGGGGUCCAGGCACAGCUUCUUCUGACGGCAUGAUUAACAUCCCUCGGUAUCGCGGUAUGAUGCGGACCAUUACCACAAUACUGCACGAAGAGGGUUGGAGAGCGUUCUACAACGGCAUGGGCACGAAUAUGGUUCGAGCGGUACCGGCAGCUGUCACUACGAUGAUGACAUACGAGACACUGCGGUCGAUGCAUCAAAAGCUCAAGCAGGAAGGGCUGGAGAUGCAAGCUUAG